Notolabrus celidotus (New Zealand spotty) is the source of this 945-nucleotide messenger RNA. Its product is annotated as olfactory receptor 52E8-like. Gene Ontology annotation, cellular component: membrane. Gene Ontology annotation, molecular function: olfactory receptor activity; G protein-coupled receptor activity. Gene Ontology annotation, biological process: G protein-coupled receptor signaling pathway. The transcript has a single exon. The record is from RefSeq and is a predicted model, not a curated record. NCBI's taxonomy places the organism in Eukaryota, Metazoa, Chordata, Actinopteri, Labriformes, Labridae. Bases 1 to 945 code for a protein of 314 amino acids.
AUGGAGAACGCCUCCUCUCACAGACUCUUCAUCCUGGAUGGCCUCAGUGAGCUGGGAGGUCUGAGGCCCGUCCUCUUCCUCCCGUUCUUCAUCAUGUUGGUCCUGUCCCUGUUGGCCAACUCUCUGCUGCUGUACGUCAUCAUAUCACAGAGGAGCCUCCACUCCCCCAUGUUCAUCCUCAUCGCUGGCAUGGCGUGCGUGGACCUGAGCCUCCCUCUGUUCUUCGUCCCCAACAUGCUGCUGAGCUUCCUGUUUGACUGGAGGGGGAUCUCUCUGAUUGGCUGCCUGCUUCAGAUGUUCUCCAUUCACUUGUUAGGAGCCUUCCAGUCCACGCUGCUGGUCUGGAUGGCCGUGGACAGAUACUUUGCCAUCUGCAGUCCGCUCAGCUACCACCAACGCAUGGCUUUACCAGGAUUCCUCAAGUACAUAAUCCCCCUGGUGAUCAGGAACCUGUUCAUGGUCUCACUUGUGGUCUCUCUGGCAGGUUUGUUACCAUUCUGCCUGGGGAACAGGAUAGACCACUGUUUCUGUGAGCACAUGGCGUUGGUGGAUCUGGCCUGUGGGAGCACGUCUGUGAACAGUCUGAUCGGGUUGGUCUCUGUGUUCCUGAUCCCUGUAGCAGACUUCAUCAUCAUCACGGUCUCUUACAUCAUCAUAUUCAGCUCGGUGCUGGGUUCAGGAAAGUCCGGGGUCAGAGCCCUUCACACCUGUGUGACCCACAUCGUGGUCAUGACCGUCAGUCUGUCCAUCAUACUCGUAGCUUUCCUGUCGUACCGGAUCAGGAACGGUCUCCCUGCAGGGGUCCGGGUCUUCUUCAGCACCAUGUACCUGUUCUUCCCGAGCUGUUUCAACCCCAUCAUCUACGGGGUCAGGACCACUGAGAUCAGACAGCACAUCCUGAGGACCCUGACAUGGACUCACUUUGUCCAGAUUGUUCCCCACUGA